This is a messenger RNA of Fraxinus pennsylvanica, 1797 nucleotides long. The record is from the annotation of a GenBank genome assembly. NCBI's taxonomy places the organism in Eukaryota, Viridiplantae, Streptophyta, Magnoliopsida, Lamiales, Oleaceae.
AUGGGUCACUUGAAUCUCCCUUCGUCGAAGCGUAAUGUGAAGCAAUGGCGUUUGUUAGAUAUAGUAACUGCAAUUUUCUUUGGGGCAGUGUUGCUUUUCUUCCUGUUAGUGUUUACCCCAUUGGGGGACUCCUUGGCGGCUUCGGGGAGGCGGACUUUGUUGAAGUCAUCGGGUUCGGAUCCGAAGAACCGGGGGAGGCUGGUGGCGCUGGUUGAAUUUGGGCAGCAGGCGGCGUCCAUAGAUGCGUGCCCGGCCGAUAUGGUGGAUCAUAUGCCCUGUGAGGAUCCCCGGCUGAACAGUCAGCUUAGUAGGGAGAUGAAUUAUUAUAGAGAAAGGCAUUGCCCCUGGCCGGAGGAGACGCCGCUCUGCUUGGUCCCCCCGCCUGAUGGGUACCGCAUUCCGGUCCACUGGCCGGAGAGUUUGCAAAAGAUAUGGCAUGAUAACAUGCCAUAUAGUAAAAUUGCUGAGAGAAAAGGCCACCAAGGAUGGAUGAAAAAAGAAGGCCCAUAUUUCAUAUUUCCUGGUGGUGGCACAAUGUUCCCAGAUGGAGCACUGCCAUAUAUUGAGAAACUUAAACAGUAUAUACCUAUAACUGGCGGAGUUUUGAGAACGGCUCUUGAUAUGGGAUGUGGGGUUGCUAGUUUUGGAGGAUACAUGCUUGCUGAAGAUAUUUUAACUCUUUCUUUUGCUCCGAGAGAUUCACACAAAGCACAAAUUCAGUUUGCUUUAGAAAGAGGAAUACCAGCAUUUGUUGGGAUGCUUGGCACUCGCAGACUUCCAUUUCCUGGUUUUUCUUUUGAUUUGGUGCAUUGUUCUCGCUGCUUGAUUCCUUUCACCGCAUAUAAUGCAACAUAUUUUCUUGAAGUUGACCGACUACUUCGCCCAGGAGGCUACCUUGUCAUAUCUGGCCCCCCCAUACAAUGGCCUAAACAAGAUAAAGAAUGGGCUGAUCUCCAGGCAGUAGCCAGAGCCUUGUGUUACGAGCUCAUUGUAGUGGAUGGAAACACUGCCAUAUGGAAAAAGCCUAAUGGUGAUGCAUGUCUUCUUAAUCAAAAUGAAUUUGGGCUUGACUUAUGUGAGGAAUCUGAGGACCCUAGUGUUGCAUGGUACUUUAAGUUGAAGAAAUGUGUGAGCAGGAUGUCUUCUGCCAAGGGAGAAUAUGCAGUUGGGACAAUUUCAAAAUGGCCAGAGAGAUUGAUAAAGGCUCCUUCAAGGGCCAGUGUGAUGAAAAAUGGAAUUGAUGUGUUUGAAGCUGACAACCGAAGAUGGUUGAGAAGGGUCACUUACUAUAAAAAUACACUAAACUUGAGACUAGGAACUCCAUCCGUACGAAAUGUCAUGGACAUGAACGCAUUUUUUGGUGGUUUUGCUGCUGCACUAAUAUCAGAUCCUGUUUGGGUUAUGAACGUUGUCCCUGCUCGUAAGCCUUUAACACUUGAUGUCAUAUUUGACCGUGGUCUUAUUGGAAUUUACCAUGAUUGGUGUGAACCUUUCUCAACAUAUCCUCGGACUUACGAUUUCAUCCAUGUAGCUGCAAUUGAAUCUCUUAUAAAGGAUCCCAUCUCUGGGAAGAGCAGAUGUAACCUUGUGGAUUUGAUGGUUGAAAUUGAUCGAAUUUUGCGUCCUGAAGGGACAGUAUUGGUCCGUGAUUCACCAGAAGGGAUUGACAGAGUAGAGCGUAUUGCUCGUGCUAUAAGAUGGAAAACUUCUAUACAUGAGAAAGAAACGGGGUCACACGGAAGGGAGCAGAUUCUUGUAGCUACAAAGACUUUCUGGAAGCUACCUUCAUCGAUCUAA